CGUUACAUUGGCCAUCCAACUUGCACAUGCAUUGAAGCUUACUAUCAAGCAUGCUUCACCUCCUGACGUGUUAGUUGCUCGGUCUCGUCCAAACAGCUCUAGUAGUGCUUAUUGUCUGCCAACAAUGGGAAACUCACUUCAUAAAGCAUGUUCUGAAAAGGACCUGCAAAAGGUUCGGGUUUUAGUGCUGCAACACCCCGGCCAAAUCAACCAGCAGGAGAAGGAGAUGGACUGGACGCCUCUGCACAUUGCGGCCUUCAAGGGGUCUGACCCCAUAGUGCGGGAGCUCAUGGCGCGGGGCGCCCGCCAUGACAUCACUGACAAGGAGGGCCGCACGGCACUGCACCUGGCCGCACUGAACGGAUUCAGCGCGGUGGUGACGGACCUGUUGCGGCGGGGCGCCUCGCCAGCAGCUCGGGACAAGAACGGCAAGGCGCCAUACGACUACGCAGUACAGAAGCACCCCAACGUGGCCGCGCUGCUGGGAGGGCCGCCGCCGCCGGCCACGCAGCCAGCCGCCGCGGCAGCCGAUGCCGGUGAUUGGGGCGGCACCGUCGCCUCGCCAAGAUCAGCCGGUGGCGCGGCCGCGGCAGCCCCGCAGCCGCAGCCGUCAGGCCGGUUGGCGUCGGGGCCGGGCGGGUCGCAGCACGACCUGUUCGCAGGGGCCCACGCGCCACCAGCUGCACAGCCAGGGCUGGGGUACCCCGCCGCACCCGCCUUCCCCGUGUCGCCCACCGCGGCCGCCACCGGCGUGCCGCCGUACGGCUAUGGGUACGGGGCCGGCGCGUACGGCACCGCGCCGCCGCCCAACACCUCAGUAGCGCCGCCUGCCGCUGGAGCUUACGCAUACCCGCAGCGGCCGCAGCCGUACCAGGCGCCCACCGGCGCAGCUGCUCCUCCUCCCCAGCCCCAGCAGCAACCUUACUACCAGUACCCCUCUGCGCCCGCACCGGGCAAUGCGGGCGGCGCGGCAGCGGCCGCCUCGCACCCGCCACCGGCGCCGCCCACCGCGCCGUCCGUGCCUGUCGCGCCAGCCCACAGCGGGCCACCACCGCAUGGCCGGGAAGGCGGCGGCGGCGGCAACUCAAGCGUGGCACCGCCGCCUGCGCCUGCGUCCGACUUAGACUGGGGGCCUCCAGCGCCAUCGGAUUGGGGUGACGAGCCAGACACGGCCGCCGAUGCGCCGCCUCCCCGGCGCCCCGGCUUCAACCCCAUCAUGAGCGCCCGCUUCCAGCUGGAGAAGCUGCUGGGCGCGGGGCUGGCGCAGCUGGGCAUCCACAGCGGCGGAGGCGCGGGCAACGGGCAGUGGGGCCACGGCGGCGGUGGCGGCGGCAGCGCGCACGGCUCGACCUCGGCCUCGCAGCCGCUGUCGCAGCAGGGGUCGGGCUCCACGCUGCCGCCCACGCCCGGCCGCACCGCGCCCGCCUACCACCCACCCGGCCAGCCCCACCCGCACCUGCACCCGCACCAGGCGGGGCCGUCGCCGCUGGGGCCUAUGGCCGGGCACGGCGGGCUGCUGUCCGAGGGCUCCACCACCUCGGUCUCGUCCAUCUCCAUGGCCGGCCGCACCUACAGCUAUGACGACCUGCGGGCGGCCACGGGCGGCUUCAGCCCCAUCAACAAGCUGGGAGAGGGCGGAUACGGUCCGGUGUAUCGUGGCACGCUGGACGGCAUCCCAGUGGCGGUCAAGGUCAUGGACUGCACCGAGGGCGCCAUGCAGGGCCGCAACGAGUUUGAGGCGGAGGUCCGCAUCCUCAGCGGCCUGCACCACCCUCACGUGGUGCUGCUCAUCGGCAGCUGCCCGGACAAGGGCAUUCUGGUGUACGAGCUGAUGCCCAACGGCUCCCUGGAGACGCACCUGUUUGGCUGGGAGGGCGGCAGGAGCGCAAACGCGGGCGGCGCACGCGGCCCCGUGCCGCUGGGCUGGCGGCACCGCGUGCGCAUUGCGGCCGAGGUAGCGUCGGCGCUGCUGUUCCUGCACUCCGCGCCCACGCCCAUCGUGCACAUGGACCUCAAGCCCGCCAACAUCCUGCUGGACGAGCACCUCACCGCCAAGCUGGGGGACGUGGGGCUGGCGCGGCUGGCGCCCACACUGGGGGCGCCCUCCGGCCCGGCGGCUGCAGCGGCGGCCGCAGCGGGCGGCGUCAAGUCCACCAUCAAGGACUCACGGCUGGUGGGCACUUUCGAGUACAUGGACCCGGAGUACAUGCGCACGGGCGAGUACAGCGCGCGGUCGGACGUGUACGCGCUGGGCAUGGUGCUGCUGCAGCUGCUCACAGGCAGGGAGGGAGCGCAGGUGGUGUCUGUGGUGGAGUCGGCGCGGCGGCAGCCGUUGGGCUUCGGGCCCUGCAUUGACCCGCGCGCGGGCGACUGGCCAGCUGCGGAGGCCAUGGCGUUCGCGGACCUGGCGCUUCGCUGCGUGGAGUACCGCCGCCAGGACCGCCCCGACCUCAGGACGGUGGUGCUGCCCACAUUGAUGCAGCUUAAGCAGCGCACGCAGCUGUACGAGCAGCAGCAGCCCACGGCGGCCUCCUCGCCCUCGCCUCUUGGCGGCGACGCCGUGCCGCCCAUGUUCCUGUGCCCCAUCACCCAGGACGUGAUGGAGGACCCGGUGGUGGCGGCCGACGGCUACACCUACGAGCGACUGGCCAUCACCGAGUGGGUUAGCCGCUCGCCCACCUCGCCGCUCACCAACAUGCGGCUGGAGCACACGCAGGUGGUGCCGAACCUGACGCUGCGAAGCGCCAUCAAGGAAUGGCGGCAGCAGCAGCAGCACCCGCGCCGGUCGGGUCCGGGAGCGGUUGUGGGGGCAGUGGUGGGGACAGGGGCAGGAGCACCGGAAGGUGCACCGUCUGCACCGCCGAUGACGUCGGCGCCGCCGGUGCGGGCGCGCGCAGAUGCCGGCGGGUGGUGAGGAGGUACGUCAUGUGCGUGCUCGGCAGUCAGCACCCCUAGGACUUGCCUGUCCUUGUAGCAAGGGCAGCGUCAGGUUUGAAUGCAGGUAUUGUGCAUGUGUAAUGUACCUGAGGUUGUUGGCACGCAUGGUUGAUUGAGCGUAGGCAGUAGGCUGGUGGGCUAAGGCUGGGCUGAGGCGGAAGCCACAUGUGUGCUGGGAAUUCAUUGAAGGGUGGCAGCGGAGCUGAAAGAGUGUUAUGGACAGUGCAGUCAUGUACACAGUUGGAAGAGGCAUUCCUCCGGACGCGUCACGCGACAGAC
Messenger RNA from Chlamydomonas reinhardtii, 3216 nucleotides. RefSeq lists its product as uncharacterized. Gene Ontology annotation, molecular function: protein kinase activity; ubiquitin-protein transferase activity; protein binding. Lineage: Eukaryota; Viridiplantae; Chlorophyta; Chlorophyceae; Chlamydomonadales; Chlamydomonadaceae. The record is from RefSeq and is a predicted model, not a curated record. The coding region runs from base 125 to 2914 and encodes 929 amino acids. Gene Ontology annotation, biological process: protein ubiquitination; protein phosphorylation. The transcript has 15 exons.